GCGGGCAUGCGCAGUACAGCAGGAGCAGGCACAUCGUCACACACAGUUGUUCUGGUCCAAAAUGGCGCUAUGUUUACGUCCCUACAUAAUCGGUUAUUAUCCCUAACAGGUCUCAUGGCGAGCUGCGGUGCUUUCAUUCACAACAUUUAGCUAAAACACCAGACCCACGACAAUAAAGCGGACGGUCGGUAAUGACAGUUUAAGAUCUGUGGCUCUAAAGUUCACCAGCAGCGGGAAGGAUGCAGGCUGAGGCCACAGACUCCUCACUGACAGAGGGCAUAGAGGCUCUGGGUGUGAAGGACGCAGAGAAACCUGCAGCAGGCAAGGAGGAAGAGGACAACACAGAGCAGCAGGACACGGAGAUGACUGCUGCCACGGAGGAGGACACGACAAGCAAGGAUGAAAAGGAUGGAGACGGAGACGCGGUGGACGGCGAGGCGCACAAAGACGAACCUCAGGCAGACACAGCGGUGGAUGGUGAAGAGGGAAAGCAGGCUGCGGUAGUGGACGAAUGGGAGCUUGCGUACAGUGACGAGGAAAUGGAGGACCCUAAAAACUGGAUGCCCCCUCCCACUGAGAUUAAAAGACUCUAUGAGCUCCUCGCUAAAGGGGAGAUGUUGGAAUUGGACUUUGUGCCCCUUCCUAGGAGGCCUCCUACGCCUGAACAUACCCCCUCACCUGAAAGAGAUGACGAAGAGGAGGCAGCGAAGGACAGGGAGAGGGAGGAGAGAGAGCGCAAGCCUCCAACUCCGACUGAGUUUGACUUUGAUGAAGAGCAAAUGCAAACCACUCCGAAAAAUGCCUUCAUCAACAGACGCAGAACACCAGGAUCUUCAUCCCGCUCCUCUGUGAAAAGGGAAGCUCGGUUGGACAAAGUACUGUCAGACAUGAAGCGCCACCGCAAAAUCGAGGAGCACAUCAUGCGCACUGGUCGAGAUCUCUUCAAGACUGAAAAGAAGCUGGAGGAGGCUCUGUCCCCGAACAGCCAAAAGGAGCGGGAGAAGGAGAGGGAACGAGACAGCAACCCCAACACCAUCUUCUCCCCGAGACAGAGGAGAUACUGAAGUAUUAAGAGAUGAGGACUUGCCCAGAGGCAAACAAGGCCAAGAGCUUUUUCCGAGGCUUUUUCAAAACUUGAAUUUUUUUAUGUAACGAGUUUUGUAUGUUUUCUAUGUGUGUUUUGUAUAUUGGCAAUAAACAUUUUAACCCUG
Messenger RNA from Larimichthys crocea (large yellow croaker), 1211 nucleotides. It is a transcript of the gene pagr1, whose product is annotated as PAXIP1 associated glutamate-rich protein 1. The record is from RefSeq and is a predicted model, not a curated record. Lineage: Eukaryota; Metazoa; Chordata; Actinopteri; Sciaenidae. Gene Ontology annotation, biological process: positive regulation of cell cycle G1/S phase transition; positive regulation of intracellular estrogen receptor signaling pathway. Gene Ontology annotation, molecular function: nuclear estrogen receptor binding. The transcript has 5 exons. Gene Ontology annotation, cellular component: MLL3/4 complex. Bases 240 to 1064 code for a protein of 274 amino acids.